Molecule: messenger RNA, 2591 nt
Organism: Anarrhichthys ocellatus (wolf-eel)
Lineage: Eukaryota; Metazoa; Chordata; Actinopteri; Perciformes; Anarhichadidae
Product: E3 ubiquitin-protein ligase SMURF2-like
Exons: 8
Coding region: 337-1161 (274 amino acids)
Cellular component (GO): membrane
Molecular function (GO): calcium ion binding; protein binding
Source: RefSeq, a predicted model, not a curated record
ACUUCAGUCUGAGCAGACGUCUGUCUGGAUGGAGGGCAACCCGUCCAGUUGAUUCGUACCUUUGGCUUGCGGCGUGAACAGCAUUAGUGGACGUAUUUAGGAUUAGUUAUUUGCCAUUUUUCUUAAUGAAAAAGAGGCUCAUGUAAGAAUGACAUUCCAGCGACGAUGAUACCAUUAUCUUGCAUACACGGUCAGUGUGAAUUGUUAUGGUGAUACUACAAGCUACCCCGUGCUAGCAGAGGGACUGUUUUGGGAGAUACCUUUUCAAAACCCACACGCUGACACAUGAACUAGACGCUUUUUGUGAAUUUUCAUCAAGCUGGAACACUAAGGGGAAUGUCUAGCCAAGGAGUUAGGAGGAAUGGCCCAGUGAAGCUGCGGUUGACAGUCCUGUGUGCAAAGAACCUGGCAAAAAAAGACUUCUUCCGGUUGCCAGAUCCUUUUGCCAAAGUGGUGGUGGAUGGCUCAGGACAAUGCCACUCUACAGAUACUGUGAGAAAUACGCUGGACCCCAAGUGGAAUCAACAUUAUGAUCUAUACAUCGGAAAGGCAGACUCGAUAACCAUCAGUGUAUGGAACCACAAAAAGAUCCACAAAAAGCAGGGCGCAGGUUUCCUCGGCUGUGUCCGCCUCCUAUCCAACGCCAUCAACAGACUCAAAGACACUGGCUAUCAGAGACUGGACCUGAAUAAGCUGGGCCCCAAUGACAAUGAUACUGUGAGAGGACAAAUAGUCGUGAGUCUUCAGUCCAGAGAUCGCAUUGGGACAGGGGGGCCGGUGGUGGACUGCAGUCGUUUGUUCGACAAUGACUUACCCGAUGGCUGGGAAGAGAGGAGGACAGCCUCCGGAAGGAUACAGUACCUGAACCACAUCACACGUACCACCCAGUGGGAGAGACCUACUCGGCCAGCGUCUGAGUACUCCAGCCCGUCAGGGCGGCCGCUGAGCUGUGUGGUGGACGAGAACACGCCAGUGAUGACGCCCGUUAAUGGGGCCGAGGCCAGCUGCCCACCGGGGGAACCGCGGAUCCAGGAGAGACGGGUCCGAUCGCAGCGGCAUCGCAACUACAUGAGUCGAACACACCUGCAUACGCCACCUGACCUGCCUGAGGGUUAUGGUGAGAGACAGAGCUGCAACACACGCACUCACUUCGCUAACUGAUUACCAUUUAUUCAAUCUGGUGAAAUAGGAAGAGAUGAUCUCAAUAAGUUGUUGCAUUUUGUAUCAAACUUCGUCAAUCUGAGCAGUGAAAGCACCAUUGUAAACCAAAAAAAAAGGAGGCGGUCUUGUUAUGAUCGUGCGAUUACAAAGGUGAUCCAAUCAUGUAGCUGCUAAAGUGUCUUUUGUGGAAUGUUUUGCAGUGUGUUGGCUGGCUGGCGGUCAGAAGCAUGUAAAUAGUUUAUUCUACCUACAUGAGCUGUUUAAAGCCGUUGCUCUGGAAAAGGCAUUCAGGGCCUUCUGCCAUUCAGUAUCAAUAAGGUCACCUGAGAAUGUAUUUACACAUCUGACUGCACCCAGUCAAAUGUUGGUUACAUUUGACAGAGCUCAGCCUUGUCACUACUGUUUCAUUGCCAGUACAUAAUCAGUGUUAACGUUUACUGAUAUCAAAAAGGCAAGCUGAGAUGAAGUCCCAGCCCUAACCCACAAAACUAUGCACUGAAAGACCUGGGGAGCUGCUCCUUUGGUGGUGUCGUCUCUGUAGCCUGGAGGAAGCGAUAUUUUGAACAUUUUUUUCCUGCCCUUUUCAUCCUUUUGUUUUCUCUCUGCUGUCCUUGGCCUCUCUCAAAUGUUCUCUAGCAAACCCCCCCUCCCAUCCCCUCACACCCCUUACCACAGCACCAUAUCAUGACAACUGCAAUCAACACUUGCUGUGUGCCUCUGAUCUCCCCUCCCUCCUUCUCUUCUCUCCUCUCUUUUACUGUCCUCGCCUCUCCUGUUUGCAGACUGAUAAUCCUUCUGUGAGGAGAAAGGGGGCAAGCAGGGUAGUCAUCGGUGUUUAGCUCAGAGAAGGCACUUUAGGUUAUUGGCAAGAAAACACAUUGGGAAAUUAAUUCAGGGGCUACACGAGUACAUUUUCCAACAUUGGAAUGCAGAAAAUGUGUGCUUUUCACAGUCAGCCACAGUGCAGCCCACAAUACGCACAGAGUAUAUAAAAUAAAUUAUUAUUUUAACUGUGGUCCUCUUUGCCAGGGAUUUAGAAGGGCACUGUUGGACCCGUGCCCCCUUUUGAAAAGUCCUGUUGUGUCCACUGAGGCUGGCCAAGGUCGGACAAAGUGAGUCACUGAUGCCCAACAGCUAGUGAGCUUUCUUCCUCAGCUAGACCCUCUGAUCCAGUGGCUGGGUGUGGUCAGGGAGCGUGAGAGUGAGUGUGUGAGGGGAAAAAGAGAGGGAGACGUGGGUAGGAAAUGAGUUGUGCCAGUAGGAAGUUGGGGUGGGGGGGCAGUGAUGGAUUAGCAGGUCCAUAUACAUACGCACGAGCACCACGCCUGUGUACCACACACACUUUGUGCCAACACUCACUCUCCAUUCAUCCAUGAGCUGGAUGGAACGCGAGAUCCAACAAGCCGAUGACGAUCCAUUCUCUUUGGAUU